AAACAAAAACAAAAAUAGAUGGACUCUCCCAGUAAAGCACGGGGGUCAGAAAGAACAUACUGGCGAGGAGAUGGCCUUCUAUCACUCCCGUAUCUUUUUUAUUGCUCGCUGGAAAUUUCGCCAUUUCCCUUUAAGCCCUACUCCCAGGUGACCCCUGCGAGCCUCUUUAUCCUCUGCCCUGAAGUCAUCACAAUGGCCAGAGCUGGUUAUGACUCGGGGCCUCUGUGACAUCACCAACGGCCCAGCUCUAGUCUCCAGUCUCCAGGUGCGAGGGCAGACCAGCCCACCAUGAGCCACUUCCUCCCCCGUCUCUGCUCACCAUGCGGACACUGAAAUGGUUCCUGUUCUUGCCUCUGUGCCUCUCCUGCGGCUAUGCCUUUAUGUUUUCUUCUCUGAGAGAUAAAGCCAAAGAACCCCAGGGGAAGGUGCCUUGCGGAGGGCACUAUCGAAUUCGGCAGAAUCUACCGGAGCAUGCCCAAGGCUGGCUGGGCAGCAAGUGGCUCUGGCUGUUUUUUGUUGCUGUGCUGUAUGUGAUACUAAAGUUUCGAGGAGAUAGUGAGAAGACUAAGGAGCAGAAGAAUCCUUCUGCCCUUCGAGGCUGUUCAUUUCGCUCUCCAAUAAAGAAGAAUCAAAACGCUUCCCCCAACAAAGACUAUGCAUUCAAUACCUUAACCCAACUCGAGAUGGACCUUGUGAAAUUCGUGUCCAAGGUGCGGAAUCUGAAAGUCGCCAUGGCAACCAGUGGUCACCUCAAGCUUCAGAACUUAGAGGUGCCUGCAGACCCACAGAAUAAUAUUACAAUAUAUGAGAUAUGGGGCGAAGAGGACUCCGAGUGAGUGGAUUUGUGUGUCAGAGUAGGAGAGAAAAAGUUGAGUGUUGACAAACCGUACGCAAACUAAUAAAACUAUUCUGAAGA
Messenger RNA from Hippopotamus amphibius kiboko, 916 nucleotides. Its product is annotated as protein FAM209-like. The record is from RefSeq and is a predicted model, not a curated record. NCBI's taxonomy places the organism in Eukaryota, Metazoa, Chordata, Mammalia, Artiodactyla, Hippopotamidae. The coding region runs from base 321 to 836 and encodes 171 amino acids. The transcript has 2 exons.